AUGAGUGCAAACCAGUCCCUCUGCACCCAAUUCACACUUGCGGCGUUUUCCUCUCUAGCAGAGUUACAACCUGUGCUCUUGGUUGUGUUCUUAUCCAUUUACUUGUUUACAGUGGGAGGAAACCUGCUCAUCAUCUGCUUGGCCUGGAGCACCCCUCCCCUGCACACUCCCAUGUACUUCUCCCUGGUUAACCUCUCCUUUCUGGAGAUGUGCUAUACCACCAGCGUGGUGCCUCAGAUGCAGGUGCACCUGCUUGUGGAGACCAAGACCAUAAGUGUGGGGGGCUGUGCAGCUCAGAUGUACGUAUUUACUAUCUUGGGACUGACAGAAUUCUGCCUGCUAGCAGCCAUGGCUUAUGACCGCUUUGCAGCUAUUUGUCACCCCCUGCAUUACACUCCCCUGAUGGGCCCUCGCGUGUGUUUGAAAUUGGCUGCAGCAUCUUGGACCACCAGGGUCAUGGUGGAGUCAGCCCAGACCACGUGGAUCUUCACUCUGCCCUUGUGUGGAACCGGAAAGAUCCAGCACUUUUUUGGUGACAUCAUGCCCAUAGUGAAACUGGCUUGUGUUGAUACCUCCCACAAUGAGACUGUGAUGCCCGCUCUCUCUGUGCUCUUUAGCAUGAGCCCCUGUUUCCUCAUUCUGUGCUUCUAUGUGUGCGCUCUGGUGACUGUCUUGAGAAUCCCUUCAGGCGCUGGCGGAAGCAAAGCUUUCUCCACUUGCUCUUCUCAUAUCCUGGUUGUUUCUCUCUUCUACGGCACUGCCUUGUUCACUUAGCUCCAACCGAAGUCUGCACACACUCCAGGAACAGACAAAGCAACGGCACUCAUGUACACUGUGGUCACACCUGCUCUGAAUCCUGUUAUCUACACCUUAAGGAACAAGGAAGUGAAGGAAGCCUUUCAAAAAUUAACACGAAGGAACCUUCUUAGGCAAAUGGCCUAA
Kogia breviceps (pygmy sperm whale) is the source of this 942-nucleotide messenger RNA. RefSeq names its product olfactory receptor 2B2-like. The record is from RefSeq and is a predicted model, not a curated record. NCBI's taxonomy places the organism in Eukaryota, Metazoa, Chordata, Mammalia, Artiodactyla, Physeteridae. Gene Ontology annotation, biological process: G protein-coupled receptor signaling pathway. Gene Ontology annotation, molecular function: olfactory receptor activity; G protein-coupled receptor activity. Gene Ontology annotation, cellular component: membrane.